Molecule: messenger RNA, 1857 nt
Organism: Acomys russatus (golden spiny mouse)
Lineage: Eukaryota; Metazoa; Chordata; Mammalia; Rodentia; Muridae
Gene: Art4
Product: ADP-ribosyltransferase 4 (inactive) (Dombrock blood group)
Exons: 3
Coding region: 584-1609 (341 amino acids)
Molecular function (GO): NAD+-protein-arginine ADP-ribosyltransferase activity; NAD+ poly-ADP-ribosyltransferase activity
Source: RefSeq, a predicted model, not a curated record
GGAUGGGGAUGUUUGAAACUCACUGUGGAAGAGCAGCAGAAACAGACAGUUUUUAAAGCGUGUGCUGCUGGUGGAGGGCUAUCCAGGGCAGGGCUAUCAGCAGGACCAGAAGAGCCCGCCCAACACGGGCCCACCUUAAGAUUGCAUCUCCACAGCUGCGCUGCACACGCCGCUGGUAUUGACUCCCAACGAAAGCCUGGGACUCCAGAUAAUGGGACUUGGCCCCAAACACUAACGGAGUAUGCCUUUUCUGCCAUUCCGGGAAAAGUUGAGGCUGAGCCGCACAGCCUGACCCUGGAACAGACCCGUGGCAUUUCCCUGAAUGCUGACUAGAUAGGGGAGGGGGCGGGGGUGCCUUUUUAAAACUUGAAACUGACUCGGACGGAAAUCUUUAUCUGCAGCUCACAUCUGGCUCUUUCGCGGAGACUUCAACUUUACAAAGGAGCUGGGUUUCUACGUUGGAGGAAGCUGUCUGUCUGUCGGUUGUUGAUGCUCCACAGAAGUCACGGCUGCAGCAGGAGCAGAACGGCAGACACGGCCUGAACAGAACCUGUCAAAGAAGGGCUCUAGGGUGUGCUACGGCAUGAGGCUUUCAGGGCCACUCAGUGCUGAGGAUACAAACCACCAGAGCUGCCGACUGACCGGUAGAUCCAAGAGGACGUGUCUACCAUGGACUGCAGAUCGCAGGAUGAAGCCAUGGCUUCCAGGAGCGCGGCUCACCCUACUGCUGCCGCUGCUGCUGUUGCUGCUCUGUGCUGGUCAGACACCUGUGGGGAGAGCUGAGGCUGCUCCUAAGGUCGACCUUGACUUGACACCAGGUUCCUUUGAUGAUCAGUACCAAGGCUGUAGCAAACAGGUCAUGGAGGAGCUAAGACAAGGAGACUAUUUUAUGAAGGAAAUAGACACUCAUAAGUAUUACUCCAGAGCAUGGCAUAAAGCCCACUUAACCUGGCUGAGCCAGGCGAAGACUGUCCCCAAGAGCAUGACCUCUGUGCAUCCUGUGGCCAUCUUGGUCUACACUUUGAAUCACAAUGUGAGCUCAGACUUUGCUAAGGCCAUGAGCAGGGAUACGGGGUCUCCCGGGCAGUACAGACAGUCGUUCCACUUCAAGUAUCUGCACUACUACCUCACCUCAGCCAUCCAGCUGCUGAGAAAAGAAAGCCCCACAAAGAACGGCAGUCUGUGCUACGAGGUGUACUGGAGGAUGAAGGAUGUGAACUUGGAAGCCAACAUUGGUUCCACCAUUCGAUUUGGCCAGUUCCUUUCCGCCUCCCUGCUAAAGGAAGAGAUGCCGGUGUCUAGAAACCAAAUGCUGUUCACUAUUUUUACUUGCCUCGGUGUCUCUGUGCAAGACUUCUCUCUCAGGAAGGAAGUCUUAAUCCCCCCCUAUGAGUUCUUUGAAGUCGUAAGUAAGAACUACAGCACCAAAGGAGACUUGAUAAGCUUGCGGUCUGCUGGGAACGUGAGCGCUUAUAACUGCCAGCUGCUGAACGCUUCCAGCAAGAAAUGCGCCCCUGCUCCUGUGGUUAUUGUUUCCCUCUUCUUGGUCGGCGUUGUUACCUCUUCCAAAAACAGCGAGCAACAACGGAGUCUACUGGCUCUUUUUUAAGGAAACUAUUAUACCUUUUACUCGUCUUUUUGUUACCAGAAUCUGAGGCCCACCCUUCCCACCAAACCACAGAAGACAAGGGAGACAGAAGUUGAUGGGGAAAAAAUGUUUUUUCAAAACCAGCCCUAAAUAAGGCAGAAGGCUAUCUCAACUCCCUACCAGGAGGGAGGGGGACUGAAUUGGUUACUUUUCCUGUUUGUUGCUAGCACCAAAAAAACCAAACACAGGAGCUCAAAGUUCAGGAGGAA